This is a messenger RNA of Penicillium malachiteum, 1074 nucleotides long. RefSeq lists its product as uncharacterized. The transcript is spliced from 2 exons. The record is from RefSeq and is a predicted model, not a curated record. Bases 1 to 1074 code for a protein of 357 amino acids. Lineage: Eukaryota; Fungi; Ascomycota; Eurotiomycetes; Eurotiales; Aspergillaceae.
AUGGUGGCAAGCGAGGAGUAUUCACAGGCGUACCUACACGAGAGCCGCCAGUCAAUCGUGGCUGGUGUAGCGAUUUUCUACAUCGUCAUCCAGACUAUCACUCUCGCCUUGCGACAACUUUCCAAAUACGUUGGAGGACUUCGCCUAGGAUGGGAUGACUUUUUGAUUGCUUUGGGAUUUGUUCUCUGCGUUACAGUGGCUGCUUGCUCUUUAGAUGAUGUAUACAAAGGCGGUGUUGGUCUUCAUGAGGUUCGAGUGGAGCAGAUUGACCCUGGAAUGCUGGUUGUUUGGGGCCACUGGAUUAUCAUCAUCCCCCUCAUCUACUUUUCGGCAGUAGUUCCAGCCAAACUCGCGAUCAUCCACCUCUACCUCCACAUCUUCACAGACAAAAAGCUUCGCAUAACAUGUUGGGUUGUUGCAGCAAUCAUCAUGGGUAACUGGUUUGGAACAACCAUUGCCGGGUUCCUUGCCUGUCACCCACUGAGUUAUUUCUGGACACAGAAGGGAAAAUGCUUCAACAUCAACGCUUUCUUCCGCUGGAGUGGACUGGGAAAUAUCCUCACAGAUACCAUCAUGCUUGUACUUCCAAUCCCUAUGGUAUGGAAUCUUCAUGCCUCUAUACGCUUGAAGCUGGGUAUCGCGUUCACUUUCUUCCUGGGGAGUAUCGGAUUGAUCUCUUCCAUUCUCCGAUUUUACGAGUUCUAUGUGACCAACGCUGAGGUCGAUGGAACCUGGAAUGGAGCCCAGUUUGUUUUGUGGUGCGUGAUUGAGUCUGGUACCUAUCAAGUCGCUGCUUGUUUCCCAUUAUAUCGCCCGCUGGUCAGGUUGAUUGGACGUAAAAUGAACUUGACCUCACGGGGAGAUAGCCGAGGUGAUUCGGUUAACGAUACAAAGUCCUCUGAAUCACGAUUCCAACGGACACCAAAUGAGCGCAAACAUGGUGGACGUUUUCAGUCACUAAAAGGAGAUUCUCUCUCUAUUGAUGAAGAGGAUGGAGUCGGACUUGUCCCAAUUGCUAGUGCGCAUCAUCACUCGGAGGUUGCUCCGGGCCAGGGUAACAUCUACAAUGUAUAG